CCCUUCAGCAGAGAAGAGCAGCGUGCCAGCUUCUCCAUCAUUUCGCAUCGCCGCCCCGUCUCCUCCAAAUCUCCGCCAUUCUCCCUUCUUCCCUCGAUCCCACCCCUCCGGCUCCUCCUCCUCCUACUCCUACCCGAAGACCUCUCUCGUCGACCGGAGGCGCGGCUGCGGAGCAGAACGAGCCGCGGGUCGUCGCAUUUGACUCGGAAAUCACCGGUCUCCACAGGUCAAUGCCAAUUCCGGAGUAAAGAUUACUAGCUUUCCAUUGAUCCAUCCCCCGUCCAUCCCCAUGAGUGGAUUCGGCGGAAACUGCAGGGUGGGGGCCGUGCUCUUCUUCUCCGCCUGGAUCACGCUCGCGGCGCUCAACAGGCUUUUGCGGCCGGCGCCGAACGGAUGCCAGAUGACCUACAUGUACCCGACCUACAUCCCCAUCCCCACGCCCAAGAACGUCUCCUCGGACAGGUACGGGCUGUUCCUGUACCACGAGGGGUGGAAGCAAAUCGACUUCGACGAGCACGUCAGCAAGCUCGAUGGCAUACCUGUGCUGUUCAUCCCCGGUAACGCCGGAAGCUACAAGCAGGUUCGCUCACUGGCUGCAGAAUCUUUUCGAGCAUAUCAAAAUGGUCCACUUGAACACACUUUUUAUCGGGAAGUAUCUAGUACAUCAUCGCUAAAUGAACUGGAAGAUUUUUCUCUUCCAUCACAAUAUGGCCGUAUGCUGGAUUGGUUUGCUGUUGAUCUUGAAGGAGAACACUCUGCAAUGGAUGGUCGCAUACUUGAGGAGCAUACUGAAUACGUCGUCUAUGCCAUCCACAGGAUCCUUGAUCAAUACAAGGAAUCUCAUGUAACGCGAUCAAAUGAUGGUGUCCGAUCUACCGGUAACUUGCCAUCCAGUGUUAUACUAGUUGGACAUUCGAUGGGUGGUUUUGUGGCUCGAUCAGCUGUUGUCCACCCAGGCUUAAGGAAAUCAGCUGUGGAAACCAUACUGACGCUCUCCAGUCCACACCAGUACCCUCCCAUUGCACUACAGCCGUCCCUGGGUCAGUUUUUCUCUCGUGUCAACGAAGAAUGGAGAAAUGGAUACAAUAAAGGAGUAUCACGUACAAGCAGUCCAAAACUCUCAAAUGUCGUAGUUGUCUCUGUAUCAGGUGGCAUCCAUGAUUAUCAGGUUAGGUCAAGGUUGGCCUCAUUGGAUGGCAUUGUACCUUCUACUCAUGGUUUUAUGGUAGGGAGCUCCAGCAUGAAGAAUGUUUGGCUAUCCAUGGAACAUCAGUCUAUCCUCUGGUGUAAUCAAUUAGCUGUACAGGUUGCGCACACUCUACUUAGCAUGAUAGAUCCUGUGGAUCGGCAGCCAUUUUCGAGUUCACAAAAAAGAAUUUUCAUGCUUGCAAACAUGCUUCAGAGUGCAGCUCCUCAGUCUUUGAGUUGGAUGGAUCGUGUUACAGGUUCUCAGUCUUCAAAAUUUCUUGGGAGUGAUACAAGGGUUGCUAAUGAAUUGCAGCGAAACAAUUCAAUUUCUUGCCCGGCAUCUGUUCAAUGGACAAGCGACGGCCUUGAAAAGGACCUGCAUAUUCAGUCAAACUUGGUUACUGUUUUAGCUAUGGAUGGCAGAAGAAGAUGGUUAGAUAUUCAAAAGCUGGGAUUAAAUGGAAGAGGCCACUUUGUUUUUGUGACCAAUCUUGCUCCAUGUUCGGGAGUCAGGAUUCACUUGUGGCCAGAAAAGCAUCGUUCAUCCAUUCAAAAUGAAGUACCUGCCAGUAAAAAGAUAGUUGAAGUUACCUCAAAGAUGGUCGAAAUCCCAGCAGGCCCUGCACCAAAACAGGUAGAACCUGGGAGCCAAACUGAACAACCACCUCCUUCUGCAUUUCUUCUGCUAAGCCCAGAAGAAAUGAGUGGUUUCCGUUUCAUGACUGUAUCGGUGGCAUCACGACCGACGAUUUCAGGCAGACCUCCCCCAGCAGCUUCUAUGGCAGUGGGACAGUUCUUCAAUCCAGCGGAAGGAACACGUGCACUUUCUGUUGGCAGAAUUGCUCGUUCCAGCUAUGAUCCUGAAGAAAUAUUUUUGAAGGAGGAUCACCCACUGGCUUUAACCUUGUCAUUUUCUGUCAGCCUUGGUCUUCUACCAGUUUUAUUUUCACUAAGAACUGCUGGAUGUGGAAUAAAAAAUAUUGGUGACCAAAUGGAAGCUGAUAAAAAUAACCUUUGUAAGUUACGGUGCUUCCCACCUGUUGCACUGGCUUGGGAUUCUGUAUCGGGCCUACACAUUAUCCCAAAUAUCUACUCCGAGACUGUAGUGGUUGAUUCGUCACCGGCUAUUUGGGAUACACAUCAUGAGGCUGAGAGAACUACUGUGCUAGUUCUGGCUGACCCGCACUGCUCAUACAAAGUCAGUCUUCGUGCUUCACUUGGUGCUGCAACAAGCAGAUUCUUUUUAUUGUACUCAUCCGAGAUUCUUGGUUUCAUGGUUGCCGUAAUACUUUUUGGCUUGAUGCGGCAAUCAUCAGCUUGGGAACGUGACUCUUCUGUGCCAUCUAUUUUAUCAGCUAUAGAGACUAAUCUGAAACUGCCAAGCCCAUUGAUGUUCCUGUGCUUCACACCAAUACUUCUGUUCCUUGCCUUCCUAUUCUUCACAACAAAGCAGAACCCUCGAUUUGGAACCUUCUUGUUUGUUACCAUCAUCUGCUAUAUAGUUGCUAAUGGUUUCACCAUUUUGUUGAUACUAAGUUCGAAAUUGAUUGUUUAUGUGGCUGCCCUUCUACAUGUCUUCAUCAAGAGACGCUGGCAAUCAUGGGAGGACAGUACUCAAUCCCCGUUUAUUCGCCAGUUCCUCGCUCUGUCAUUCUCAUUUCAAACUCUCAAGAUUGUGCAGAUGAUCAAGAACAAUCCAAGUAUAGUUGUAGCAUUUGCUACAAUUCCUCUUGUCUGCUUUGUUCACCCAGCACUUGGUCUUGGUGUAUUACUUCUUUCACAUUCGUUCCAUGCUCACUCAGCCCUCUGCAGCAGUUUCUUAGCAGCGUCGUUUCGGAAUAUCGCUCACAACAAGGAUCAGCACAAGUCCAAGAUGGUUAAUAAUCCUAUUCUACUAUCCAAAAGUAAACAAGAUGUGAUGGAGCAAAUUCUGCCAAUGGAUGAUAGUCCAACAGCUGCCAAAAGCUUCACUGACAGCCAGCUAGAAGUGUUUGACUGUCGGCAUGGGAUCAUGAUCCUGCAUCUUCUAGCUAUGCUCAUGUUUGCUCCUUCGCUUAUUGCUUGGAUACAGAGAAUCGGAAUGGGUCAGAAUUUUCCCUGGUUUGUGGAUUCCACACUUUGUGUUGGUGUUAUUCUGCAUGGACUUUUCGGAUCACAACCAACUGCCACCUGUAUAUCAUUCAAGUUUCCUGGAAGGAGAGGGCACGAAGUUGGAUUGAGCUUCCUCUACCUUCUAGGUGGCUAUUAUUCUUUUGUUAGCUCCAUGGCAUUGGCGCCGUACAGAGCGCUGUAUGCAAUAGCGAUCAUUGGCUUUAUCUGUUGCAUGUCCAGAAUUCUUGAGAUUAGAGGCAAGGUGAGAGGUGAUAUUAGCAGUAGAAAAAGGCAUUGGCAUAGACACUAGCUUGGAAAGGAGCGAUUUCGCAUCCUGCGGUAAAUUAGUGGUAACAGCAGGUCUCUUUGCUUAUGAUUGCAAAAAUGCAAAGGGUCCCUAAAUUUUGAAGUGAAUCAGAUUUUGAUGGUCAGACAUGGGUGUAGAGUUCUGGAUAUGCGAUUGGAGUGGAUGAAUCGGCAGCAACUGUACUGUACAUUGUGGAAUAGCAUGAUAUAAUGAUUUUGUGGAGUCACUGUAUGUGAUCAUAGGCUCUGGAGCAUUGCUGUUGUCUCCUCUUGCAGCAAAGAUCAAUAAUAGAACCUAAUUUGAUGCCAGACUAACUUGGGACAAGUUAUAUAUCCAGCAUUGCUGGAUACCAGGCUCCAUUUCUGUUGAGUUCACAAAACUGGCAACUGGUAACCGACCGGAUUACCUUUUGCCGCUUUCAUAUCAUUGAUAGUUCUUUC
Messenger RNA from Brachypodium distachyon (stiff brome), 4026 nucleotides. RefSeq lists its product as uncharacterized. The coding region runs from base 290 to 3589 and encodes 1099 amino acids. The record is from RefSeq and is a predicted model, not a curated record. NCBI's taxonomy places the organism in Eukaryota, Viridiplantae, Streptophyta, Magnoliopsida, Poales, Poaceae. The transcript has 19 exons. Gene Ontology annotation, molecular function: hydrolase activity, acting on ester bonds.